Molecule: messenger RNA, 3266 nt
Organism: Hyla sarda
Lineage: Eukaryota; Metazoa; Chordata; Amphibia; Anura; Hylidae
Product: leucine-rich repeat neuronal protein 1-like
Exons: 2
Coding region: 768-2978 (736 amino acids)
Molecular function (GO): protein binding
Source: RefSeq, a predicted model, not a curated record
UUUAUUAGAAUUAGGGCGGUAUGAAGUCACAGGUGCCUGUAAUAGGUUAAGGGGGGGAUAGAAUGGAUGCAUCAUGGCAGUGCGGGGAUCUCUGCAGCAGAUGCAGAUGUGUCUGGUUUCUAAUAAGCCACCACUUCUGUCUGCCCCGACGUCUCAGCCCUUCCCCUCCGAGCCGAGGCGAGAUGGGUUGGGGGAUUGGGGACGGCGUAGGGUGGGGGAUAAUGAGCUAACAUGCCAAAUCCUCUGUUUCCAGGCAGGUCAGCGAUGUGAUCUCAGGCUUGAUCCAUAUUCAUAAUAUCACCGUGUGUUGUCAUCUUCUAUAUCAGAAGCUUUACACAUCCAUCCAGCCCGCCUCCCCGUCUCCUCCAUUGGUCGCAUCCUCGGGAGCCCUGGGAGCCCAUUGGUCGCUCGGAGCACCUGUCAGACUAAAAUGCUCCUUUUAUUCCGUCUAAAGGAGAAAGAAACAGUCACAAAGCAGAACACGAGGGAGAGAGAGAGAGAGAGAGAGAAGAAGAACGAGGCCGGGAGGAAACCAUGACGGACAAAGACCACCGCCGCUUCAAGUAGACCCCUCCAGGAGGCGUCUCCAUAGGGUUGGGGAAGCCAAGGACCAAGAGACGAAGACAAAGAAUGAUAGACCCCAGCCCGUAACAGCUGACGGCGGAGAGUUGAAGACCACCAUCUUCUUCAUCGGUGGGGACCACGAGACCGCAGCCUGCUAGACGAUCCAUCUACUUACACCCGGACUAUUGUCUUCUUCUGAUCUCAUGCCUCAUAUCCAUUCCAUAAGAAUGAAGAGAUCAAUUCCUUGGACUAAGACCUGGACCCUUCUGCUCAUUUGCCAGUCAUCGUACAUCUCCGGUUUGGCGUUCUGUCCUCCUCAAUGUGUCUGUGAGACAAGGCCCUGGUUCACACCACAGUCCGUGUACCACGAAGCGAAAACAGUGGACUGCAAUGACCUACUCCUGACCCACAUCCCGGAAAACAUCUCCAUCGACACCCAAGUGCUCCUUCUACAGAGUAAUAAGAUUUCACAUAUGGGAUGGGAGCUUCAAGAUCUGGUCAACCUUACCGAACUUGACUUGUCUCAAAACCACUUCCAGAGCAUUCAGGAUUUAAGCGUGUCCAACCUUUCCCAUCUCAUCACCCUUUAUCUAGAGGAGAAUCAGCUUACAGAGCUGCCGGACUAUUGCCUAAAAGAUCUCGAGAGUUUAGAAGAACUAUAUAUAAAUCACAACCAGAUCAAUUAUAUCGGUCCUCGAGCCUUUGCCGGCUUGGGAAAGCUACUGAGACUUCACCUCAAUGCCAACCGUCUACGUGUCAUCGACUCCACAUGGUUCGAAGACCUUCCAAAUCUCGAAAUACUUAUGAUUGGGGAGAAUCCCGUAAGCGCCCUUCAAAACUUGAAUUUUCAACCUCUUGGAAGGUUACAUAGUCUAGUACUUGCGGGGAUGGAACUCAACUGGGUUCCAGAAAAUGCCUUCUUUGGGUUGGACUACCUGGAAAGCCUCUCAUUUUUCGAUAACCGUCUGACUUCUGUCCCCAAGGAAGCACUGAAGCACUUGAAACUGCUGAAGUUCUUGGACCUUAACAAAAAUCCCAUAAGUAGAAUUCGGACUGGAGAUUUCAAAGACAUGCCUCAUCUUGAGGAACUCAGCCUAAAUUCAAUGGAGGAUCUAGAACGUGUGGAAGCCGAAGCUUUCCAGGACCUACCGGAGCUUAUUAAAUUAGAAAUUUUCAACAAUCCUAGGUUGACCUACCUGGACCCCAGUGCCUUUGGGCCCAACGUUGGUGCUUUGAAGACUUUACUUCUUAGCAAUAAUCGAUUGGCACUAAUACCGCUUAAAGUAUUUCAGACACUACCGGGAUUAUCUGAAAUCAGCUUAUACAGUAAUCCUCUGCGCUGUGAUUGCCAGAACAACUGGAAGGGACUCUCAUCAGUUCAGCUGAUAGAAGCCCAAGCCACACUUUGUACCAGCCCACCGCUGGUUAGUGGACACCUCUUCCAGGAAAUACAAGGACAAGCUUGGUUAAGUCGCUGUCCUCCACUAAUAGAUGAACAUUCUUUCCCGUCCCGGCUUCACCUUUCCAAACACCAGCUGGUGACUCUCAAUUGCCAAGCCAGUGGUCACCCAAAGCCUGAAAUAUACUGGAUAACCCCUCACGGAGAAAGAAUAUCGGGAGGAACGGGACGAAUCCAUAUCCUAGCCGAGGGUUCUCUGGAGAUUUUGGAUGCCACCGAAGAAGACUCUGGGUCAUACAUGUGCCAAAUGUGGAACUCAGAUGGUACAGACAGUAAAAGUGUUGUCGUCUUCAUCAAUGGGACUGAGGAGCAAGAGUUCACUUCUCUUUCCAUAGUUACCAAGAAGGUCCAUUCCAAUUUCGUUGUGGUGGAGUGGAAGAUGUUAGGUGGGCCAGCCAAUGCGCCCAACGUCCUUGUUCCAGCCUUAUGGACCUCUGCGACCAUGAGGAUACACAACCCACAUAUUAGUUACACUGCCAAAGUUCCUUUAGAUAUACAAGAGUACAACCUGACACAUCUACAGCCAGCCACCAAGUAUGAGGUUUGCUUCACUGUGUCAUCCCUGUCCCGGCCCAGUCAACAGUCUUGUCUCAAUGUGACCACCAAAGACGCUUCUUUUUCCGUGGCUGCGGUCGGCCGGCCGGUCAGUAUUGCCCUCUCAGCAGCUCUAGGCUCCCUCAUUGCUGGACUAUGCAUGGCCGCUGUCAUUGUAUAUGCAGGACAUCACCUCCGUUACAAAAGUUGCGGACAUUCCCUAAAAAAGUACAUGCAGAGGGCGUCCUUCAUCCCGCUCAACGAUUUCUACCCCCCGCUCAUCAGCCUGUGGGAAGGAGAAGUCGAGAAGGAAAAGGAGAGCAGCUUGGAGCAGCCAGUCUUGGUGCCACCUCAAGAGGAUAAGACUUUUCCAUCGGUGGUUCAAAUUGAUACAUCAAAGACUUACAUGUGGCAGCCUUAAGCCCCUCCCCCCUGACACCACGAACUGGACGUUGGUCCCUGUGAAUUUCAUGCGUAGAAAACGUUUCUGUCUUAGAAAAUUUUUUGUACCAGCAAAAUAUGAGGAGAUGGUGACAUUAGCACAAUUCUGCCCUGACUGGCAUCAGCUAGAGACUUUGGGGACAUGUUUGGUUUUUCUUUUUGCUCUUGGUUUGACCUCCAUUACCAGCUUUCAAAAGUAAAUGGUGGCCAUUUAUACGUCACGUGUCUUUUGUGGAAAAAUGUCAAUAAGAAAGGGAUUUGGAAAGUU